AUGUCCCUCCCUGCUACUCACCAAGCUAUCGUUGAUGCUCUGAUUCAAGACCUACAAAAGGCAAAUACCAACGACCCUCUUCAAUACUGCGCCAAUUACUUCCACCAAAAGCUCGAAUCCGAGCGCAGCGCUCACUUACCAGCCAAGCUCGCCACCCAUUCCAGCACCAACGGCAAGAUGGCUGAUACUGCUGGCCCUUUUGACAAACGCAGCCCUUUCGGUGCAAGCACAAACCCACACAGCAUAGAAGAGGAGGAUGAGGAACGUGAUAGCUUUGGCUCCCCCACCAAUGCCACCUUCAAGUCUCCUCGCGGAGCCGAUCGUUCUUCCCCCUUCGGUGCUUCCCCCUUUGGUGCUGCAGCUGGUGGUGCCGCUGCCGGAGGCUUGUUUGGCAACUGGCUAGGCUCCAGUGCAGGCGAAGAGACAGAUUCAUCAGCACAGCAAGCUCCAGCAAACUAUGCAGCUGGUCGUCGCACCUCGGUCUCGGCCGAGUCCAUGCAACCAGACGCUGACUCUGGCAAUUGGAAACCUCCAAAACAUCACAAAAGCCCCGAUCAACUGGAACGACUCAGACAUGCAGUUGCCGGUAACUUUCUCUUCUCGAGUUUGGAUGAAGAAUCCUUCUCCUUGGUCUUGGACGCCCUGGUCGAGAAGUCUAUCCCCGCCGCCAAUAUCAAAGUCAUUACUCAAGGCGAUGAAGGUGAUUUCUUCUACGUCAUCGAGUCUGGCGACUUCGAUGUCUACAUCAACCCUAGUGGAACAGUUGAAGCUGGACCUGACGGUUUGGGUAACAAAGUCGCAACCAUUGGACCCGGUGGUAGCUUUGGUGAAUUAGCAUUGAUGUACAAUGCACCCCGGGCUGCAACCAUCGUCAGCGCAGGCAAGGGUGGCCUGCUCUGGGCUUUGGAUCGUAUCACUUUCCGCCGAAUUCUGAUGGACAACGCCUCCCAAAAGCGGAAGAUGUAUGAAGGUUUCCUCGAAGAAGUCCCACUGCUCUCAACUCUCAAGCCUUACGAGCGUGCGAAGAUCGCAGAUGCAUUGGAGACUGUCAAAUUCAACGAAGGCGAAAAUAUCAUCACAGAAGGAGAGCCCGGAGAUGCUUUCUAUCUGCUCGAAGCCGGAGAGGCAUCGGCCUUCAAACACGGAGUUGCGAAAUCUGUCAAGGAAUAUCAUCGUGGUGACUUCUUUGGCGAAUUGGCAUUGCUAGACGACAAGCCUCGUGCCGCCAGCGUCGUAGCUAAAACCAACGUCAAAGUGGCCAAACUGGGUAGAGAUGGAUUCAAGCGUCUUCUAGGCCCUGUUGAGGGCAUUAUGAGACGUGAAGAGUAUGAGGGUGCAGACCUGGAUCCAUUGAGCCAACAGAAGACUGUGACUUAG
Exophiala aquamarina CBS 119918 is the source of this 1377-nucleotide messenger RNA. RefSeq names its product cAMP-dependent protein kinase regulator. Gene Ontology annotation, cellular component: cAMP-dependent protein kinase complex; nucleus. The record is from RefSeq and is a predicted model, not a curated record. Gene Ontology annotation, molecular function: cAMP-dependent protein kinase regulator activity. The transcript has a single exon. Lineage: Eukaryota; Fungi; Ascomycota; Eurotiomycetes; Chaetothyriales; Herpotrichiellaceae. Bases 1 to 1377 code for a protein of 458 amino acids. Gene Ontology annotation, biological process: regulation of protein phosphorylation.